AUGUCCACCCAGCAACUCGUUGUGAGCGGCGAAGAGAAAGAUCAGCUCGUCAUGCUGUUGAGCACGCUGGAAAGCAAUGGAGUGCCACUCAGAACUGUCGAUGAUUUGAAAAUUCUCCUGAACACCAUACGAUCCUUGAAAACGGAUCCCCCUGUUCCACCUGUCCCGAUCGUUCCAACCGUCACACAACUGGAACCGCAAAUUCAAACGGAGCAUCAACCGCAACUACAACUAAACUGGCAAACGCAAUUUCCGGGUAUUGAAAGCCAGGUCAGCUCAAUUUUUUUCAGUCUUGUAUUCUGAUGGAAUAAUUUUGGGCUUGGGGGCGACCACUCAAUGUGGGAGAGCGGGCGGGCUUCUAUUCUAAGAUUUAUGUGAAACUCGUGUAAAGCUGGAACAAAUUUAGGUACUGACGCUGCCACAAAUCGGGCAACCCGAACAAUUGUCUCAACUGAUACCAGCUGCGCCGAAUUUCAACAUCGAUCCGAGCACGACAAACUCUCUGUGGGGUAGCAAUUACCAGCAGGUGCAGCCGACAAACGCGAUGCGACACCACACGGUAAUUACGCGUAAAGCAAAAAAAGAAAUAUCUGACGAGCACGGAAAGUCGUGACAAUUUUCAGGAGCCUACAGCCGGACUCCUCAAGGCUCGACCAAUAACUCAGAGAUCGAAGAACAAGAAUCCCAAAAAAGAGUCCGAGGCGCCGGCAAGAACGUUCGACAGUUCCGGAUUCCACACUUUCCUCGAGGCUUUCCAAAAAAGUCGCAAGAAGAUCAUCAUUGACCAGGAUGCAGUGGAGAAGUUGUCGGACGUCAGUUUCCCAAUGUCAUUUUAGACAUAAAAUCGUAAUUCUAGGUGCUCACUAUCCAAGACGACUCGGUGAUCAUCAGAAGAUCGAAUCCAGUCAGUCCUGAAGCAGAAGUUCGCAAUUCGGAUGUAAGACCUGGAAACGAGACCUUGCUGAUAACGCUCAAUUUUUUUCAGACAGCGGUAACUAAUGAAAGUGCACGCGCAAAGUCCGACUAG
This is a messenger RNA of Caenorhabditis sp. 36 PRJEB53466, 1027 nucleotides long. Lineage: Eukaryota; Metazoa; Nematoda; Chromadorea; Rhabditida; Rhabditidae. The record is from the annotation of a GenBank genome assembly.